Macrobrachium nipponense is the source of this 636-nucleotide messenger RNA. RefSeq lists its product as uncharacterized. The record is from RefSeq and is a predicted model, not a curated record. Lineage: Eukaryota; Metazoa; Arthropoda; Malacostraca; Decapoda; Palaemonidae. The coding region runs from base 1 to 636 and encodes 211 amino acids. The transcript has a single exon.
AUGUGGCGGGCCUCACCGCCUAUCCUGGGACACGUGGUGGACCCCACUCACCUGUCCCAUGACCCAUGGAAGCCCUGCCCACCAUUCCAGGCACCUGUGGCAGGCUCAGCCCGUCUGUCCCGGCACCCGUGGCAGGCCCAAGCCCCGCCCAUCCCGGCACGCAUGGGAGGCCCCACCCGCCCAUCCCAGCACCCGUGGUGGGCCCCACCUGCCCAUACCCGGACACCUAUGGGUGACCCCCUCCCACUGUCUCAGGGCAUGUGGCGGGCCUCGCCUGCCCUGCCCAGGACACAUCCCCGCCCACCCCAGAACAUGUGGCGGGCCUCAACUGCCCGCACCGGGACACGUGGCGGCUCUCGGCCCGCCCAUCCGGACCCGUGGCCGGCCUACCCACCUGUCCUGGCACCCAUGGUGAGCCCCUCCCACCUGUCCCAGGACACAUGGCAGGCCUCGCCCGCCCUGCCCGGGACAACAUGCCCACCUACCCCAGAAACAUGUGGCGGGGCUCACCUGACCUCCCCGGACACGUGGCUGGCCUCGCCCACCCACCCAGCCACGGCACCCAUGGCAGGCAACCACCCGCCCAUCCCUGCACCCGGGACAGACCCCACCCACCCAUCCCGGCACCCGUGGUGA